Messenger RNA from Clupea harengus (Atlantic herring), 2023 nucleotides. It is a transcript of the gene ifnlr1, whose product is annotated as interferon lambda receptor 1. The record is from RefSeq and is a predicted model, not a curated record. NCBI's taxonomy places the organism in Eukaryota, Metazoa, Chordata, Actinopteri, Clupeiformes, Clupeidae. Gene Ontology annotation, molecular function: protein binding; cytokine receptor activity. Gene Ontology annotation, biological process: cytokine-mediated signaling pathway. Gene Ontology annotation, cellular component: plasma membrane.
CCGUGAUAACGCUGGUCCAAAGUUCACCUGCUGCUGCUGUCCUGUGUACACCUGAGGUUGGGUGUUUCACACACCUCACACGCACACCUGAGCUCUGAGUGCGGAUGAAGAAGAAGCUCUUCGGUCACACUCACGGCUCCUCAAGUCAGUAGAGCAGAUCCGGGGUAGGGGGGCGAAGAUGAUCCCACCUUCACCUGUGUCCCAGUCGGCUCAACAGUGUGGAUUUACACCGCUGGAAUUACUUUCUUUCGUCUUACACUGGAAUUCAUAUUUUACUUUAUUUUCUCGUUUUGUGUGUGUGUGGGGGGGGUCAUUCAUCACACGCCAAGCCCCUUCAUAGCUGUUGGAAAUGUGGAUACCGCCGUAUUUGAUCAUGAUUUUCUGCUGCUGCGGUCAGUCAAGUGCUGUAAAUGUGACUUUUAAAUCCCACAAUCUCCACAAUGUACUGCACUGGGAUCAGCUCAACACCUCAAACCAGACGGUCCUCUAUAGUGUGGAGUUCAAUGAGUAUGGGAGUGGGUUCCAACAGAAGAAAGAAUGCCAGAACAUCACAGCUCUUUCCUGUGACCUCAGUCAAGAGACACAAGUGAGAGGACAUAAUGACCAGUACACAGCGCGGGUGAAAGUUGGUGGCAAGGUGAUCGGACAAACGACUCGAUUCUCUCCCCUCCGGCAAACUACGCUGGAUGCCCCUGAUGUAACAGUGACAUCUAAGGCUGCUGAGAUGACUGUCAGAGUGGAAGUUCCAGAGGGGCCGGACGGCAGAAGCAUGACGGAGACUUUGCACCGUCCACCAUAUUACAUGAUCACUCUCACACGCAACAGAUCAGGAGAGAUCAUGACUCGACAAUAUCAGAAUACAUCUGAACUGUUUGUUUUCAGCAACUUGGAAAAAGACACAGAGUACUGCGGCUCUGUGACCUUCAACUUUGACACUAUGUCUAGGCCACCAAGCGAAGCCUUCACAUUUUGUGAGAUUUUACCAGGAGACGUAAAGGUAACACGAUUCCUGUUCCUCCCCUCCGUCGGGAUUGCACUGCUCCUGCUUGUCAUGAUCCCAGCGCUUCUUUGGCGUCUCCUAACCCGGAGGAAGGUCGCGGAGCCUGAAUCAUUGAAUUUUCGCAACUUCACCUACCUACUCCUGGCUACCCAUGAGAAAAUUGACAUUACCAGAAUUGAGCUGCAACCAGAUAAAACCACAGUCAUCAACCCGACACGUUAUAUGAAGCAUAAUGGAGCCAUUAGCAAAUUUGAGGGCUACACCCCACAAGACGACCACCACUGCGAGACGUAUGCCAGCCAGCAGGUGGGACCGCCGGAGGACUCCCAGGGCAGUGCCCUGUCAUCGCCCACCUACAGUACGAUAGUGAGGGCACCGGAGCUCAACAUCAGCGGGGAUGAGAGCUCACCCACCAAGGAAGGCCUGGGAUGCAGUGCUUUCCCUGUGCCUAACAGACCCCUGCCACCAGGCUCAAACCUACCUGCGCAUCAGAGUGGUGAGGUGGCCGAUCGGGGCCUUCAUAGUCCAGAGACUAAGCCUCUGAUGCUGCCAACCUCGCAAUCAGCCGAAGGCUUGAGGCUUGAGCUGUCCUUCCUGGAGGAGACUUCUGAGUGUACAGCCCUGUUAUCAGACCAGCCUGAGGCUGAGGCUGAGGCCAUUUUUGUUCCUAGACUCUCAAGCAUCACUGUGGGGGACUCUGACUCCUUCGAGGAGAAAUCUGUGGCGUGUUCGACAAACAGUUACCUUUCAAAUGAGCUGGUCCCAUCUCAACAGGGGCCAACCUCUUACCUCCCAGACCGAGUACAUUUCUGCUCUGGCAACCUUCCCAGCAGCUUCCAGUCAAACUACAGACAGAACUGGGUUCCUGUAACGGUCCCUGAGAGUUCCACUGGGUCAGUGGUGAGUUCGCAGAGUUCCUGGGUCAGCCCUGAGGAGGAGGAUCAGCAGGAGGAGGAGGAGGAGGAGGAGGCCUGCAGAGGGAUCUUUUUGUUAGACGGAUGGAUGGUGCAAAUUCAGCGCUGA